UAUUAAUUGACAUCUUCGAUGAACAGUCCGAGUGAAUCUUCAUCACAUGCUAAAAUACCAAGAAGAUUGCCUCCGGAAGGAGCUCAAGUCCUCCGAGAGGUAUUUAACAAAGGUGUCACCCAUCCCAAGAAGCUUCAACGCGAAGCUCUUCUCAAAAAAAUCCAUGCAUUAGGCUUAACCUGGUAUACCGACGAGAAAAUGAAGUCUUGGUUCAUUCAUAACCGGAAGAAACUAAUCACGCCUCAAGAGACAAUGGAUGCUACCGUCGUCAAUUCCACCGCAUCCCCUGUAGACAUCCACAAACUGACUAUCAAGAUUCCCGGCCCAAAACCUGACUCAGAUCCAGUGGCCGAACCAUCGUCUGCUAUGACCAUAGAUACCCCUCAGUCUGGCAGCGGUACUGUUAAGCACAAGCGUCGCAGCGGCAAGGCCAGGUUGACCAACUACCCUUCGAUCAAGCUUUCUGCAGUCCCUCAGCUGGUAGUUCUCGCAGAUACAACAAAAAAACCGUCUAUGAGGUUGAUCGAGACCUGGGCAUCGUUAUUGAAAGCCUCACCGGACGAUGUAGAGCGAUGGGUGAAAGACCAUAAAGCACAAGGGGCGAACCAAGUUGAGAGUACCGCUCCUACAGUACCAUCGGGCCCUUCAGAGCCUGCUCGCACCUCAGUACAACCAGACGAAUCCGAAUCUGAUGAAGAACCUUUGAUAAUAGGCAUUCACUCGCCGCAAAUGCAGUCAGAAAAUACUUUAAUUAGCCAACCGCCCCAAAUACCACCCAGAGAUCAGCUUCUCCUUGCUAUCCAUACUCGCUUAUCUAGUGCUACGAAUGAUUCAUCAUCUCCCGAGACAGUCUCGGAAUUCAAUACACUCUUCAAGCCGUAUGGAGCCAUGAUGGAGCGUUUCGUUCAGGAUAUAGAGACAGGAAAGCUCGAGCGUAUGGGUUGGGGCUUUAAUCGAAAGCUCGUUCAAUCUUGAUAUGGCCAUAAGUUCACAUUAUAAUCUGGUGUAUGUACGAUAAAUGAUAGCAGU
This is a messenger RNA of Lentinula edodes (shiitake mushroom), 1029 nucleotides long. RefSeq lists its product as uncharacterized. The record is from RefSeq and is a predicted model, not a curated record. Lineage: Eukaryota; Fungi; Basidiomycota; Agaricomycetes; Agaricales; Omphalotaceae. The coding region runs from base 19 to 975 and encodes 318 amino acids. The transcript has 4 exons.